Molecule: messenger RNA, 231 nt
Organism: Arabis nemorensis
Lineage: Eukaryota; Viridiplantae; Streptophyta; Magnoliopsida; Brassicales; Brassicaceae
Source: the annotation of a GenBank genome assembly
AUGAAUGGGAACGCAUAUGAAAAAGGGUUGAUGAUAGCUGUCAUUCCAUUCACUUCAAAGGUUCUGGAGCCAUGCCAAAACAGUAUUGCGUAUCAACCUCCCAAUCCUUGGACGAUGGCUAUACUCGGGUUGCUUGCUGAGAUCUAUUCAAUGCCAAACCUAAAAAUGAAUCUGAAGUUUGACAUAGAGUGCUUUUAUGAUAGGAGAUGGCAAGCUCUUGACAAGGCCUAA